Messenger RNA from Paramisgurnus dabryanus, 3418 nucleotides. RefSeq names its product ADAMTS-like protein 2. NCBI's taxonomy places the organism in Eukaryota, Metazoa, Chordata, Actinopteri, Cypriniformes, Cobitidae. The record is from RefSeq and is a predicted model, not a curated record. Gene Ontology annotation, cellular component: extracellular matrix. Gene Ontology annotation, molecular function: metalloendopeptidase activity. Gene Ontology annotation, biological process: proteolysis; extracellular matrix organization.
AGGGGGGCGAGGUCUUCUUGUUCUCAAAUGAGCCAUGUACUGUCUAUGGACUGCGAGAUUCGGACAUAUUUUACUACACUGCAUUGUCCUACUCCUAUGGAUUAUAAAUACAGCAGCAGGUGCAAGUGUUAAGGACAGCAGUGAGGGGAGAGAGGAUAUCCAGAGGCAGCCAGACGAGGUAGCUCAAUGGUGGGGCGAAUGGAGUAGCUGGUCCACCUGUUCCCGUACCUGCGGAGGGGGAGUGCGCUCUCAGGAGCGUCACUGUCUGCAGCAGAGACUGACAUCUACCCAAAACAUCAAUAGUUCCUUCUGCAUUGGAUCAUCCAGGAAGUAUCAGCUGUGUACGAACCAGCCAUGCCCAAACAGCAGAAUCAGCUUCAAACAGCACCAGUGCUCUCAAUUCAAUGCCAAAGCCUUCGGCAGGAAGUACUAUGAAUGGGUUCCACUUUAUCCGGAUGAUUACAUUAGCAUAUCCAAUAAGCCAUGUGACCUCCAGUGCACCACAACAACUGGAGAAAGGCAACUGUUGGUGCCUGCUCACGAUGGGACUUUCUGCAGGGAUGGCAUCUACCAGGGUGUCUGCAUUGAAGGCCAGUGUCAGGUAGUGGGGUGUGAUGGGAAAUUGUACUCCAGUAAAACCAUAGACAAAUGCGGAGUCUGUGGGGGAAACGGAGGUUCGUGUUAUCGAGUCUCAGGAUCUUACCGGAAAGGGAUCACACAGUUAGGUUAUGUGUUCAUAACCAAUAUACCAGCUAGUGCCACAGAUAUUCAAAUCAUAGAGCGACGCAAGACUGAAAAUAUCUUGGCGCUCUCUGAUGAAGCCGGUCACUUCUUCUUUAAUGGGAACAGUGUGAUCGACAAUCCACAGAACUUUCAUGUCGCUGGCACAGUGUUUAAGUACAGGAGGCCAGCUAACCUCUUCUCUGAUGGCUUUGAGUACAUCAUGGCUCAGGGUCCCACCCAGCAGGCCCUGAAUGUCAUGUAUUACAACCUCAACGGAAAGAUGCCUCACAUCACAUACGAGUACACGGUUCCUCGAUCUCCAGAGCCAAGAACAGCACCUCCCAUAGCCUCAACCCCUGAGCAGCCUCAGAUAAGCAACCUGAUGUCCAUGACUUCCAAAGACACUUCACCAGAAGGGAAGAAAGUUAACACGUCCUCCUCAGAGCUGUCCAUCGCUCAUAAUGAAAUAGAAGGUCGUAAGCAGUAUGAAAAGAAGGGGAACCAGAGCGCUCCCAUGGCUCCUCAAGAAAACGUGGAGCUGCGUGUGGGCCCCGAGGAGCUGUUGUGGGAGCUCCAGGCCUCUGUAAACCUCAGUGAGCUGCCUGGUCUGGUAUUAUUUAGACCUGCCAGUGAGGUCCUUCAGAAUGAGCUAGAUGAUGAAAUGCACCAUCUUGAGGCACAAGGUAGUUUUGGUUCUGACUCCAACUUGAUUGAUGGUGAUUCGUCUAGUUCCAGUGACUCCAAUAACACCUCUACACCAGUUCUGAAGAGUCUCUUUUACGAUGGGGUGGCUUGGCCCUCAGGCUCCAGACAGCCCUGUAAAGAAGGUUCAGCACUCUCAGGGUGUUCCAUACUCAAGCUGAAUUCCAGCUCCUCUCUGGAUAACAGCCUGACCCUGGAGAUCUUCCCAGGCAGUCUGGACAUGCACGAUUCGGAAGGGGAGCCUAUAUUCGAGCCGUAUUCUGAGCCCAGGACUAACGACUCAACAAACCGGUCCAUCCUUCUCCAGCUCCACCAGGUGGAGCCAGUGCAGGCACCCCACAGCGAGAGUAAUGAGUUUGAGGUGGAAUCUUUGGAUCAUGACAUCAGCACGGCCGACAUGUACAGAUGGAAGGUAUCAGCGUACGCACCCUGCAGCUCCACAUGCACCACAGGUAUAAGCACAUCUUAUGCCUUAUGUGUAAAGUAUGAUGGGACUGAGGUGGAUGAGAGCUACUGUGACUCUUUGACCAGACCAGAACCCACACAUGAAUUUUGCACAGGGAAAGAGUGCCCGCCCAGGUGGGAAACCAGCCGGUGGAGUGAGUGUUCUCGGACGUGUGGGGAGGGGUUUCAGUUUCGCACCGUGCGCUGUUGGAAGAUGCUGGCACCGGGAUUUGACAGCUCUGUGUAUGAUGAAGUUUGCCAGGCUGCCGAGCUACACAAACCCAUGACUCGAAAAGCCUGCAAGAGCAAAAGCUGUGGCCCUCAGUGGGAGAUUUCAGACUGGUCUGAGUGUUCAGCGAGGUGCGGUGGUCGUGGGGUGAGGAGUCGUGAGGUGCGCUGCUCUAUGGAUGCCAGGCUCUGUAACAACUCCACCAGACCAGUUAGCCAGAGAGAGUGCGAGGGUGUGCCGUGUGAUCGCCAAUGGACCGUUUCUGAAUGGGGACCGUGCUCGGGGCUGUGUGGGGAAGGUCGGAUGAGGCGUUAUGUGGUGUGUAAGAACAGCAAUGGGAAGGUGAUCUCUGAUUCUCAAUGUGAUCCAGAGCUCAAGCCGCUCGCUGUGCAUCCAUGUGGAGACAAAAACUGCCCCGCCCACUGGGUGGAGCAAGAGUGGGCACAGUGUAACGCAACAUGUGGGCGUGGGGUGAAGACGCGGCAGGUUGUGUGCGCGGGACUGGAGGGUGGUGUGUUUAAAGAGUUUCUAGAGCCGAUGUGUGACAGGUCCCUCAAACCUGCGGACAGUGCGGCCUGCUUUGAGAGACCCUGUUCCAAGUGGUUCACCACGUCCUGGUCACAGUGCAGUAAAACGUGUGGGAUUGGAGUGAGGGUCCGAGAGGUAAAGUGCUAUCAAGGAGAGGAGUUGGGCCAUAGCUGUGACUCCACAUUGAGACCCGAAGCCAGGCAGAGCUGUGAGGUGCUGCCGUGCACCACUGAAGCACCAGCUGAGGAUGCAUGUCAGGAUAAAGUGACGGCUAACUGCGCCCUUGUCCUGCGGGUGAAGUUGUGCACUCAUUGGUACUACAGAAAGGCCUGCUGUCUGUCAUGCAAAAACAAGAGCCAGUAAAAAGUCUUUCUGGCCCCUCACUGGGGCCCUCUUUAUACUGAACGCACUGAACCCUAAACUGUACCCCUGUGGUACCCCCGGUAGAGUUUACUCUACUAGACAAGCCCUUCAACCUCACGGCUGUCAAUCUCUCCUAAAGUACAUAAAGAAAGGUGCUAUAAUAAAAGGCCAUUGGCCCUACGUAAGCCCCACUGCAGGGAUCCACUAAAGGCAGCUUCUGUAACUGGACUGGGUUUACUGUGAUAGAGACUGCGUACAGUAACCGUCAAGACAACUGUACGGACCCCUUCUCUAUACUGGACGCCUCGAUCUUGCUCUAACACACAAACACUAACACACAAAUCUUAUGAUAUAUGUACAAAGUUUUUAGUUUUGUUUGUUUUCGUGUUCACUUUUUGUCUUGAAGAAAUAAAACCAUUUGUUUUGGGA